AAUGUAGGCCCACGACAAGAUAGUGCUGUCUCUGAGUUCGAGUGGAGUUAGGCCACACGAGGAGAACAUGUAUUUAUAAUGUCGAGGUAGGCAUUCUAUAUCACUAUAUUGAUUAACAUUCAGACUUCAAUGAUUGGCCCGUGACAGUGUUGUCCAGCGUCUGGUUACAUUAUUGAGAAAAUCAUGUCUUAGUAAAGUCACGCGAACUGAUUUUUGCUUCUACGUUUGGGAGUGAACUCUAGAAACUAUCUUAGUUGAUAAAGCCGAAACAAUUGGUGGCAGGGUGUUCUGAAGUUCUGGCUAGUCCUAGUAGCCAACAGCAGCUUCGCCAUGUCGGAGAGGACACCGCUCCUGCACUAUCGUCUCUCCACAAGCGUCAAUGAGCAGUCGGGGGAGCAUCAUACAUGUCUGCCUGGGGAGACUGUGGAGCAGUCCCUGGCUUUUUCCAGACUGAAGUCGGCGCACCAGAGUCGUCCCAAAAAACUCUCCACAUUCUUUGGGGUGGUGAUACCCACCUUACUGUCUAUGUUCAGCGUGGUGGUCUUCCUACGAAUUGGUUUCGUGGUGGGCCAGUGUGGGCUGUAUCAGGCCAUAGCCAUGUUCUUAGUGGCCUACUUCAUCAUCAGUAUGACUGUGCUGUCUGUGUGUGCCAUCUCAACCAAUGGAGCCCUGGACGCAGGAGGGGCCUACUACAUGAUAAGUCGUGCAUUGGGGCCAGAGUUUGGGGGCAGUCUAGGUGUUAUGUUCUUCCUGGCUAAUGUGUGUAGCAGUGCCCUCUAUAUACUGGGUCUGGUUGAGGCCAUAGUAGCAACUUUUGGGCUUCCAGAAGAUGGGGUGAGCCCAGCGGGUUCCCUCCAGGUGUUGCCAGCUGGGUAUUGGUGGUCGUUGCUCUAUGCCACCGGCAUCCUCCUCCUCUGCCUGCUUGUGUGUCUGGUGGGGGCAGAGAUCUAUGCCAAGGCCUCCUUCCUCAUCUUCCUGGUGGUCAUGAUGGUGCUGGCCAGCAUCUUUAUCAGCUUCUUCGCCAUGCGCCCGCGUACCAUCCUCCUGCCUGCCGCCCUGCCCGUCCACAACAAAACAGGGCCACAGCCACCCAACAUGGCCAACUUUACCGGCUUUAAACUGGACACACUGCUGGGCAACCUGGAUGCUGACUAUGCUGUGGACUACACAACAGGAACCAUGAUGUCCUUUGCCACGGUGUUUGCGGUCAUGUUUAACGGUUGCACAGGCAUCAUGGCCGGAUCCAACAUGUCAGGUGACCUAAAGAACCCUAGCUACUCUAUCCCUCGAGGAACCAUCACAGCUGUCAUCUUCACCUUCAUCAUCUACAACCUCCUCAGUCUGAUGGUGGCCUGCUCCUGUGACCGUAUUCUCCUCCAGAGGGACUACAGUUUCCUGCGGGACAUUAAUGUGUGGAACCCGUUGGUGACCGUUGGUGUGUACUCCUCCACCAUGUCUGCUGCCAUGAGUAACCUGAUAGGGGCCUCUCGCAUCCUCUUCGCCCUGGCACGGGACGACCUGUUUGGCACGGUGUUGUCUCUAGCUAAGAAGACAUCUCACAAUGGGAACCCCUGGGUGUCUGUCCUCCUCUCCUGGUUCCUAGUCCAGUUGGUGUUGUUCACAGGGAAGUUGAACACCAUCGCCAGCAUUGUAACCAUCUUCUUCCUGCUGGUGUACGCAGCUGUGGACCUGGCCUGUCUGGCUCUGGAGUGGGCCUCAGCUCCUAACUUCAGGCCCACCUUCCGUUACUUCACCUGGCACACCUGUGUGCUGGGCAUCGUGGGCUGUGCUAUCAUGAUGUUCCUGAUCAACGCUAUCUACGCCUCAGCCUCCAUCGCCUUCAUGCUGCUUCUACUGCUGCUCAUCCACUACCUCAGCCCUACCAGCAGCUGGGGCUAUAUCAGCCAGGCUCUCAUCUUCCACCAGGUGCGUAAGUACCUGUUGAUGUUGGACGUGCGUAAGGACCAUGUGAAGUUCUGGAGACCCCAGCUGUUGCUGAUGGUGUCUAACCCUCGUAGCAGUGUAGGUCUCAUCACCUUCAUCAACGACAUCAAGAAGAGCGGUCUCUAUGUCCUGGGACAUGUACAGCUGGGAGACCUGGACACGUUACCGUCCAACCCUCUCCAGUGCCGUUAUGACUCAUGGUUGUCUCUGGUGGACCACCUCAACAUCAAGGCAUUUGUCAACCUCACCCUGGCUGACUCAGUACGGCAUGGAGUCCAACAUCUACUCUUCAUCUCUGGCCUAGGUGGGAUGAGGCCCAACACAUUGGUCUUGGGUUUCUAUGAUGACUGCACUCCCAAAGACAAACUCACUGACCCCGCCCUCACUGCCACCGUCCCCACUCAGGACCCCGAGGACGAACGCCCGCCCUACCACUUCCCCACCCUGCGGCCAUCCAAUGAGGGUAUGGGGGGAAACGGAAAAGUCAUGGGACCCCAAGAAUACGUGGCGGUGAUCGCAGAUGCCAUGAAGAUGAUGAAGAAUGUAGCGCUAGCCCGCUACUUCCACCAGUUCGACCGGGCCUCAACCAUCUCCUCGUCCCCAGGGAAGGGUGCUCUGUACGUGGACGUGUGGCCCGUCAACCUGCUGAGACCAGACAGCUCCAGCUAUGUAGACACCUGCUCCCUCUUCCUGCUCCAGCUUGCCUGUGUCCUCAACAUGGUCCGCGCGUGGCGCCAUGCUAGACUCCGCCUCUUUCUAUGUGUGGAGGAAGGGCGGAGCCUGCGAGGCUCUGAGGAAAAGCUGGGUCAGCUGCUGAAGGAACUGAGGAUCAAAGCCAAUGUGUACACUGUGCCCUGGGACCAGCAGGUGGCGCUACACUGGCAGAGGCAGGGUGAGGCGGGCAAGAGGAGGCCUACCCGCCAGUCACAGAGAGAGGAGGAGGGGCUGGGGAAGAGGGGGUUGUUUGAGGAGAAGGGAGGCGACGGCGACUAUGUGAAUAGCUUCCCUAGCAACGCCACAAGGCUGUCGGAUGAGUAUCUGUUGGCGGUUAAUAGGUUGAUCCUGGAUCAGGCCUGCCCCCCUCCGGCCGUGCGUUUCCUGUAUUUGCCCCACCCCCCGGCUGACACGCAGCACUACACGGCCUACCUCCGCCAGCUAGACCUGCUCACCGAGGACCUGGGUCCUACCCUGCUCAUACACGGGGUUACACCUGUCCUCACCACUGACCUCUAACACCUGAACUCUCACCAACUGUCCGACGGACUAAUCUGGGUUUUGCGGAUGCCAGGAGAACGCUACUUCCCCAAAUGCAGAGUGCUAACUGUAAAGUUUGGUGGAGGAGAAAUAAUGGUCUGGGGCUGUUUUUCAUGGUUCGGGCAAGGAAAUCUUAACACUAAAGCAUACAAUGACAUUCUUGGCGAUUCUGUGCUUCCAACUUUGUGGCAACAGUUUGGGAAAGGCUAUUUGCUGUUUCAGCAUGACAAUUCCCCAGUGCACAAAGUGAGGUCCAUACAGAAAUGGUUUGUUGAGAUCGGUGUGGAAGAACUUGACUGGCCUGCACAGAGGCCUGACCUCAACCUGACCUUUUGUGAUGAAUUGGAACGCCGACUGCGAGCCAGGCCUAAUCGCCCAACAUCAGUGCCCCACAUCACUAAUGCUCUUGUGGCUGAAUGGAAGCAAAUUCCCGCAGCAAAGUUCCAACAUCUAGGGGAAAGCCUUCCCAGUAGAGUGGGGGCUGUUGCUCCACUCUAAUAUUAAUGCCCAUGAUUUUGGAAUGAGAUGUUCAACAAGCAGAUGUUCACAUACUUUUGGUGAUCUAGUGUAUUUCCUCCGUUCCCCUAUCCUCCUUAUGAAUAUGGAAGGUGUUGCACUGGCCAAAAAGUAAAUAAUAAUGCUUAAAGGGGACUGAAGUCUGACACUGCCAAGUCAUUGGAGCUCAGUAAAAGGUUUUCUUUUCUGAAAUCACCAUUUUUGUCUUUAAUACAGAAUCAGAAACGUGACCUUAAGUUUACAGUUAAAAUAUGAAAAUCCAGCAAUCUGUUUAAUGGGACUAUUAUGGAACUGUAGUCCGCUCCUCUACAUGGAAUCCCAUGGAUGUUUACUGAAGGGAAAUCUAUUCUAUAUAGAUCUAUCUCAUCUCCAUGGAGCCCUUCUAUUGGACACUACACUCCUAUGCAAAGAAUGCUGGGGUAUGACCGGUACUAUACAGCUCAGUAACUUUUUGCUGGAACACGCACAUUUUAAAAGCACCAUCCAAAUCAUCAUGUUUCAAAGUGUUUAUAUUGUAACUAAAUAAAGCUAUUUUGUAACA
Molecule: messenger RNA, 4255 nt
Organism: Oncorhynchus nerka (sockeye salmon)
Lineage: Eukaryota; Metazoa; Chordata; Actinopteri; Salmoniformes; Salmonidae
Product: solute carrier family 12 member 9-like
Exons: 13
Coding region: 331-3177 (948 amino acids)
Biological process (GO): cell volume homeostasis; potassium ion homeostasis; chloride ion homeostasis
Cellular component (GO): membrane
Molecular function (GO): potassium:chloride symporter activity
Source: RefSeq, a predicted model, not a curated record